AUGUACCACAGUGGCAACAGCGUCGUACCUGGGAUUCCCCCUCUGUGCAAUGUAAGCGGCUCUCCCAUGUAUAUGACCGGCGUAAGGAUAAGGACCUUGUCCCACGUGUGCAACGAGAACUACACAAUUAUGAAUGCGAACAAAAUAAGGAAAAAUGUCAACGGCUACUUAAGUCCGAUUGUCCGCUUUUUGGGUCAAAAGAGAUUUCAAAGUGGAGCUAAACCAAUUGGGAGGAAGGAGUAUGUGAGGAGUGUGGGGCAACCCAACAUGUUGAAGGCGGUCAAGCAGUACAGGUGCGUUGCGAAAGGCUGGGAGGAGGUGUCGGGCGCUGGCGCUGCGUACCAUCUGCAUGGCGAGGAGAUGCCUCCAGCGGAGGGGCUCCCCUCCUCCGAGCACAGCGGCGGUUUAAGCAGCUGUCCAAGGGAAGUUCCAAGCGGUGGACGAAGUGAUGGACGAAGCGAUGCACGAAGCGAUGCGCGAAGCGGCUAUGUGAACAGCUACCCGCGUGCCGAUUCGAGUGCCAACCCGAGUUGCCGCCCCGGAGAACCCGCAUCGCAGAGCGAGCCUUCCACGAACCCUGUCCAAGACGCCGAACCGCCGGUAAGUAGCCGCAUGUCAGACAAAAUCAAGCAAAACUACAAGGCGGCGGGAUACUUUAUAGUAAUGACCGAAAUAGAGCAGAACCCUGCGAAUAAUGCCAACCAGGAAACAAACAAAAGGAACAUCAACGUUAAAAUAUUGCUGGGCUAUGACCCCCUGAAGAAGCAGUCGAACAAGGCGCGAUUAAACACGAAUGGAGGGGCACAAAUGAAAGGUGAACUAAACAUUCCUGGAGGGAAGAAGGAUUUGGGGGAGUACAACCCAGUGGUGACUGCCUAUAGGGAAUUCAGUGAAGAGACCCUUUUUCUGUAUAACAUGUUUGUGUCGUACUUUAGCCACUUGCACUACGUGAUGAAGGGGAUCACCCCGAAGGGGGAAGAAGUGUCCCCAAUGGGGGGUGACCCAUACGAGCUGUUCUUACAAAAGAACUUCCUAAAUGAAGUAACACAAAUGAGCCUCCAAGAAAUGAUGAGAGCAAUAAAUGUACACAUAAACAAUUUCAUGCUGUAUUUUAAAGAGGCAUGUUUAAAUAUUAAGGAGAACCACGAAACCAUGUACAGGUGUUCAUACCCACCAUCGUUUCACCAAAGGAGGAAUGCUACCUUGGAGAGGAUUCACAAGGAGAUCAGUUUAUUUUCUUCUAUACAAAAUGACCAUGUUAAUAAUUUUAAGCUGUACUAUGCUGAAGGGAAAUAUUGCCUUUUCUUUUAUAACGCAAUUCAAUACCAGUGUAAGAAUAUGCUGGACUAUUUGAGGAAUUACUUUUGGCAUAACUACGUGACCUUCUUUUGUAUCCUGUUGAAUGAAAAUGUGGAGUUCUUAAUUAAAUGCAGAGGGAAUAGUAAAACACAUUAUGAACCCUACCUAUUUGACACCAACGAAAUAAGAAAAAAAAUUGACCCAGAUUUGUAUUACAAUUUAAUGCAUGUAAAAAAUCUGGUCCCCUCGGAAUAUAAGAAAUGUAAACGGGAUACUUUUUAUGGACCACGAAAUAUCCCCACUGGGGAAGAAGAUUCUCAAAUAGACACUGGGUACAUGAAUGACAUGAUUUGGCUAGACCUUUCCGACUUGCUUCUAUACCUUUUGAGGAGCUGCAACCAUGUGGCGAUUGUGCGUCAUGUGUGGAGCAUUUUUGAUCAGAUUAUGCAACAAGGGGGGGGGGGCUACCCAGUUUGUACUUCCCGCGAUGGGGAUGAUAGAGGUGACUACCAACACGAUGCAGAUGAAUCACACUUCGUUCUAGUUGGUCAGGGCUCCCUCAAACUGCACAAAUCGGUUGCGGCAAACGUGUGGCACCUGUACAAGGACAUACAUAGGAGACUACAUAUGCUAAUCCAGCAGAAUAACUACAACGCCUUUUGGGCUCUGUUCUUUUCGCCCUUCAACACGAAAUUGAGUGUACAUAAUGUGGGCACCCUGCGUAGCACCUGCAGGGCCCCCUAUAGGAAGUUUCUCAACCGUAUGGUCAGCAACCGUGACUUUUGGGUCUUCCUCUUUCUCAACCUGGUCGGGAGCGUUCCCACGGGGUAG
Messenger RNA from Plasmodium fragile, 2130 nucleotides. RefSeq lists its product as uncharacterized. NCBI's taxonomy places the organism in Eukaryota, Apicomplexa, Aconoidasida, Haemosporida, Plasmodiidae. The transcript has a single exon. The record is from RefSeq and is a predicted model, not a curated record. Bases 1 to 2130 code for a protein of 709 amino acids.